Molecule: messenger RNA, 1620 nt
Organism: Closterium sp. Naga37s-1
Lineage: Eukaryota; Viridiplantae; Streptophyta; Zygnematophyceae; Desmidiales; Closteriaceae
Source: the annotation of a GenBank genome assembly
AUGGUGGCGGACAGCGACGCCCUCAUCAACCUCGCACACAACUUCUUCUACGGCGAAGCCGUGCUCUUUGCCGCGGGCUGCCAGGUGUGCCCCGAGGAGAUCACCCAGCGCAACCAGCUACUGUUGGAUGACACCAGCGUGGGGGUAGCAGGGAAGUGCAGCGACGCUGGCUUCUCUGGCCAGCGAGACUACUCGGUGGCGGGGGCAGGCAAGGGCGCCAGGGGGAGUCUUGCAGGGAACUGUCUGACCCACAAUCGGGACGUCAAGUGCCCGUCCAACGCCACUCAGCGCAGCACGGCAGCCUGCCAGGCGUUCUGCAGCAUCACUGACAACGGCCCCUGUGACGGCCAUGGCGCGUGCGUGCCGCCUGCACCGGCCGCCCAGGCCAACUUCACGUGCGCGUGCGAUGCUGGGUACUCUCCAGUGGACGUGGGCAACGGCUCCACGUGCGCCAUCGUCAAUGCCACCACCACCAACUUGUCUUCGCUGUCAACAGGUGCCAUCGUGGGCAUUGCUGUGGGGUGCUUUGCCGGCUUCACUCUGCUCACCGCUGUGCUCGCCUGGCUAAUGUGGCCCCGCGCACAAAGGAAAUGGAAAGGGCUGGACGUGUGCGAGCAGUUCUCACUGCAGCAGCUGGUGAAGGCCACGGACAACUGGGCGAGUGACAACGUGCUGGGGAAGGGCGGGUUUGGCAUCGUGUACAAGGGGUGCUCGCCGCAGGGGCUGCUGUGGGCAGUGAAGCGCUCCACUAUCAUGACCAACGACUUUGAGACCAAGGUGCGCACCAUGGCAUCGCUGCACCAUGUGAAUCUGGUGCGCCUGCUGGGCUUCUGCCAGGACCAGGACAUGGAGACGGGCAAGCAGGAGCAGAUCCUCGUGUACGAGUUUGUGGCCAACCGAGACCUGCACCACCACCUCUACAAGACCAACAACCCUCUCUCGCUGCGCCAAAGGCUGCGCCUGGCGCAAGGAGCAGCGGAGGGCCUGGCGUACCUGCAUGGGUUUGCAACGCCCAUCAUCCACCGCGACAUCAAGCCCGCCAACAUCCUCGUGACGGCCGACAUGCAUGCCAAGGUCGCAGACUUUGGGCUGCUCAAGCUGCUCACUCAUGGCGACACUGAUGCCACCAGAGUGGCGGGCACGCCUGGCUAUGUGGAUCCAGACUACAACCGCUCCAACGUCAUCACGGCCAAGAGCGAUGUCUUCAGCUUCGGCAUUGUUCUCCUGGAGUUGCUGAGUGGAACGCCACCCACCUUUCACCGUGCAACCCAUAUCAAGAUCUGGGCGCAGAAGAGGGUGGAUGCAUAUGAGUUUGAGGAGCUCAAGGACAGCAAGCUGCAGGCCAGUGAGGAGGCCGUGGUGGACUUUGCUGACCUGGCACUGGACUGCAUUAAGGCGCCGGGCACACGCCGCCCCGACAUGAAGGACGUGGCAUACCGCCUCCGUGCCCUCAUUGACAAGCUCUGCCCUGACAAGGAGGAAGAGCGGGCGUCUGGUAGAGAAGAGAGUGCAAGCACCGGAGAGGAGUCGUCUACCACGAAAUGUUCUGCUAGCGGGAGCUCAUUUUUGAGCUCGGGUUCCGAUAGUGUCAUGAGUUGGCUGGGGCUGAGGUUCCGUUAG